Molecule: messenger RNA, 1216 nt
Organism: Mesocricetus auratus (golden hamster)
Lineage: Eukaryota; Metazoa; Chordata; Mammalia; Rodentia; Cricetidae
Gene: Manbal
Product: mannosidase beta like
Exons: 3
Coding region: 260-517 (85 amino acids)
Cellular component (GO): membrane
Source: RefSeq, a predicted model, not a curated record
CCAAGUUGGAGGCGAGUCGGGGCUACACUGUGAGCCCCUGUCUCAAGUCAAACAAAAAUCCAUUAAAGCUUCACCCUGCAGUAUGCAUUUAGGGAAGAUCAGGCAGAGGAGGGCGAGGAAGGCCCACACCCAGUAAAGCCGGCAGAGCGGAACCUGCGGAUGCUUUGGGCGCAUCGCUUCCGGGUCACGAGGAAACACUUCCGGUGCAGAGGAUCGCCGGCGCUGGAGAAUUUGGUUCUGGAGAGGGGUGACUUGGGCCAUGGCCUCUGACCUAGACUUCUCACCUCCUGAGGUGCCUGAGCCCACCUUUCUGGAGAACCUGCUGCGCUACGGGCUCUUCUUGGGAGCCAUCUUCCAGCUCAUCUGUGUCUUGGCCAUCAUCGUACCCAUUCCCAAGUCCCAUGAGGCGGAGGCAGAGCAGUCGGAGCCCAGAAGUGCAGAGAUGCUGAGGAAGCCCAAGGCUGCCAUCCCUCCCGCCAGCAAGAGGCCAAAGAAAGAGACGAAGAAGAAGCGGUAGAAGCAGGGGAGCCCGGCCUUGGCCUCGGGGACAGCCCUCCUGGGAGCCAGCAUCCUGUUUCCCCUCACGGACUGUCUCCAUCCUUGGCGCGGGGUCUGAGGAGAUUGAAACUCCCUCUCACCACAGAGAUCUGCACAGUCCCCAGGCUCCAGCUGUGCAGACACCACUUCCUCUUCCUUCAUGCUGUGGUACGGAGGGCUCCAGAGCAAACACUACCCGGAGGGUUCGGAAGCCAGGCCAGGCUCACAGAGCCAAGUGUUCACGUUAAUCCUCGGGCCCGGGGUCUUCAUCACACUGCACUGUGGAGCUGUAGUCGAAGGCUACAAUUACCCAUGACCCUGUCACUUUUCUUUCUCUUUUUCUUUUUGUCACUUUUGUGUGCACAGAACUUCACGUGUUCAGCCCCCUCACCGAAGCAGCCAGGGCCUAAAGGUGUUAGGGAUGGAGGGACAGCAGAAGGCAUGGGUCCAGUGAUGCCUGCACGGGAAGGUGCUAGCUGAAUGAGGCCAGGUUUCCUGGGCACAGACUUUGUGAGCCUUUGAAAUGGGCUUGUCACUUUUAGAUCAACCUCUGUUCACCCAUUCUAACAUUCAAAGUGCCUUUGAUUCUGACCUGUCAUCCCCCACAUCUUCAUUCCCUGGCCAGUGAAGAACAAUUAUGUGGAAAAGUCAAAGCCAAUAAAUGGUCAUGCAUGCUGAA